Micromonas pusilla CCMP1545 is the source of this 978-nucleotide messenger RNA. RefSeq lists its product as uncharacterized. NCBI's taxonomy places the organism in Eukaryota, Viridiplantae, Chlorophyta, Mamiellophyceae, Mamiellales, Mamiellaceae. The record is from RefSeq and is a predicted model, not a curated record. The transcript is spliced from 2 exons. Bases 1 to 978 code for a protein of 325 amino acids.
AUGGCACGAUCCCGCCCUCGAUCGCGAGCUCGCUCGCGUCCUUCGCGCUCCUGGAAGACGCACCUCUCCGCUGGUUCUUUGGCACGCUGUGUCGCUGUAUCGCUGUCAACGUUCCUCCCGUGUACGUGUAGCGCCGCGGCCGAUGAGGACCUCCUCUGCUUCGUGACCGGGCGACCCCCCGCGCACGUCGCGGAUGCGCUCACGGCGAAGUACGUCCCGGGCAUGAACGUCGGCGACCCGUCGUGCUGCGCGCCGUGCGAAGCGCUCGAGAUCGCGCUGCGAUGGACGAACGCCUCGGUGGCGUCCGUUUGGCGCGUGUUCGACGACCGACGCUCGGAGAAGAACCCGUCCGCGCCGCGAAUGCUCGACGCGUUCGACGAGGGAGACCUCGAGCGGUCGUCCAUCUGCUCGAUGCUCGCGCGGUACCCGGCGUGCGUCGCGAGGGCGACCGCGUUCCUCGGCGUCCUCGGGUGCGCGCCGGGCGCGGUCGCGUACGCACCUGACCUCACUCCGGAACUCCGCGAGAGACUCCCGACGUCUGUCAACGCCACGGCGAACGAGGACGCGAUUACGAUCACGCGGCGGGUGCGGAUGUGCGAGAAGGACGCGAAGGACGUCUUCGACGCGUGCGCGGACGUGAAAGUGUUGUCGAUCACCACCGUGGGCGCGUGGUUCGGAAGCGACCCGAACGACGGCGGCGCGAGGUACACGACGCCGCAGCUGGGCGACGUCCGGCCGGUGAUCAGACCGGAGACCCCGGAGGAGCCGUGCUACAGCGUCCCCGCCGAUAACGGGAAGGACGUCUACGAUCCGGACUCGAGUUGGAUGCAAACGGGGACUUGGUGUUGCGACGACUUCCCGAGGGUUGAGCGGUGCGAGGGCGAGAUCGACUGGGACGAAUACCCGAGGACCGUGGAGAACACCUACGCCGCGAGCUUGAGAGAGCGGGGGACGUGCCCGCCGAAGAGCGACGCGUGA